Molecule: messenger RNA, 1818 nt
Organism: Brassica napus (rape)
Lineage: Eukaryota; Viridiplantae; Streptophyta; Magnoliopsida; Brassicales; Brassicaceae
Product: protein GRAVITROPIC IN THE LIGHT 1-like
Exons: 2
Coding region: 429-1667 (412 amino acids)
Biological process (GO): response to red or far red light; negative gravitropism
Source: RefSeq, a predicted model, not a curated record
AGAUCCAAUUUAUUUUGGGUGGGUGGAUAAAUUAGAAGCUGAGUUUGUGAAUAUUCUAAUUUAUUAAGGGUAUUAGAGUCUUUACUCAUCCUGGAUCCACGUUUUUUACUUAAAAAUAAAUAAAUACUAUAUGAUAUUUUAAUACGGGGAGAAAGGAGAAUUUUUUAAGAGAGGAAAGGGCAUAUGGAGUUAAUGUCCAGUAUUUGUUUAUGUUUAAAAUCUUGCUUAUUUUCGUCUUCGAGCAAGAUCUAAAAAAGAAGAAUAUAGAUAGAUAAUAUAAACCUCAUUUCCAAGGUUAAACAACACAAGAAGCAUUUUGUGUAGAGCAGAGAGAGAACAGAGAAAGAAGCAACAAAACUCUCGAACUUGUGCUUUGGCUGCUACUAGUGUACAAACACACACACAAACAGGGCUUUUCUGUUCCAUCAAUGGAGAAUGCUGUCGUUAAAACAUCGAACCUUUCAGACAUCAUCUCCAAGUUCGUUAAAGUCUGCAAGUUUAGAUCCAUUGGUGUGUUCCCUGACCAUAAACCGAAUCCGAACACUCCUUCUGAUGAAGUAGUAGCAGAAGUCUUCGAAGAUAUCACUUGCAAACCCUCGAGAAAGAUUCCAAGUUCCCGUUGGAACGAUGCUGAGGUUUCGAAGCUGUUCGACGCUGUUACAUCGCUUAAGCUCGCGUAUCUCGAGUUUCAACGAGCUCAUCUGCCUUACGAUCCAGACAAGAUCAUAGAAGCAGACAACCUCGUCGUCUCUCACCUCGAAACGCUACGAAGAUUCAAACGUCUCUACCUCAAAACAAAGCAGCUCCAAGCCAAGACCGAGCUUGACGCCGCUUCUCGUUUGAACAGAUUGAGAGACGAAGUGGAAGUGAACGAGAAGCAUUUGUGGGAGCUCAAGACGCAGACGAAAGCAAAGGAGAGUGAGGUUCACUCCCUGAAGGAGACACUAAACUGUUUGGUCGCAGAGAAUAACAAACUCGAAGAGAGGCUCGUGAGCGUCUCCUCCUUUGAGUUCGUGUUCAGAGCUGCUUCUAAGUCGAUACACGACUUUGCAAAGCCGUUGAUCACUCUCAUGAAAGCUACGGAUUGGAAUCUUGAGAAAGCAGUUGAAUCUAUCGUGCCUAAUGUAACGUACGCUAAGAACUCAGACAAGAAGUAUGCUUUUGAGUCGUACAUCGUUCAGAGAAUGUUCCACGGCAUGAAGCUUAUUCCUUCUGACGUGACUGAGCUGAUGAGUUUAGAUGAUCCGUUGGACGCGUUGACAGCGUUUCCAGAUUCGGCGUUUGCGAGAUUCUGCGGUCAGAAGUAUCUAUUAGUUGUUCAUCCGUUGAUGGAAGCUUCCUUCUUUGGGAAUUUGGAUAUGAGGGGGCUUGUUGUGCUCGGUAAGCAUCCGAGAACGGUGUUUUAUCGAAUCUUUGCGAAAAUGGCCAAGUGGGUAUGGGUUCUUGGAUCGUUUGCAGCUUCUUUGGAUCUAAAAGCAAAGAUCUUUGUGGUCAGAAGAGGAACCGGAUUCUCAAGUGCCUACAUGGAGUCUGUAGUGGGUGAUGAUGCAAGAGAAGAAGAAGAAGGACAAGAGGACUUGAGAGUUGAGUUUAUCACAAUGCCGGGGUUUAAGGUUGGAGAUUCAGUGUUUAAAUCUCAUGUUUAUCUUUCUCAAACAAAAAGGUGAAAAGAAAAAAGCUCUUUAGAUUUGAUUGUUUGAAAAAGUAAACAUUUCUGCUUUUAGUUUUGAAAGUUUUGUAGGUAAGGAUAUCAUUUGCUUUGUAACUAUGUACACAUUCAAGAUUCAGUCUGUUGAUUCUAGAAGCAACUUAAAUCUA